Astyanax mexicanus (Mexican tetra) is the source of this 2749-nucleotide messenger RNA. Its product is annotated as kyphoscoliosis peptidase. The transcript is spliced from 9 exons. NCBI's taxonomy places the organism in Eukaryota, Metazoa, Chordata, Actinopteri, Characiformes, Acestrorhamphidae. The record is from RefSeq and is a predicted model, not a curated record. Bases 148 to 2640 code for a protein of 830 amino acids.
UAUAAAACACAACCCUCCAGGAAGUGAGAGUCAAACGAUUAGUUUAAUGACACAGCAGAGGAGCACAGCAGCACACACACACACACACACACACACACAGCAACACCAUCAGCCAGGAAGACCAGCACCGGCCAACAGUGAGCAGAUAUGCAUCUUUGGCAUCUUUUUCUGCGUCGUUGUUGUUGUUGUUGUUGCCAUUCCCAAACUCAGGACGAAGAAGGUCAACCAUCUAAGAGGAAAAAAUCCAGCACAAAAAGCGAGCAUGAGCUCCCAAAGCUCCCAAAGCUGCCGAGGGCCGGCCAAACAAAUACCGGCUAUGAUUCAGAUUAUGAUGGAAAUGCUGAAAUUAUUAGAGUGAUAAAGAAUAACAGGAUGAAAGAGGAAGAGCCGACUAGAAACAAUGCACAGACCGUCACCAGUCAACCGUCAAGACAUAAGGAGAGUAGAGACAAUCUGAACAAACUCCCACGGCUGCCCAGAGUUGGCCAAACUAAUAAUGGCUAUGUUUCAGAUGAUGACGGCAAUGCUGAAACCUUCAGAGUGAAAUAUAAAAAUAUGGUUAUAGAAGAAGAGCCGACUAGAAGGAAUGCACAGAUCGACACCAGUCAACUGUCUAAACCGAAGGAUAGUAGAGACAAUCUGAACAAACUGAUCAAACCUCAGUCCAGCAGGAAACUAUUUCAGGAACUCAUCGCUAACACGGACUUCAGCAGGGUGGACACAUAUGUAAUCAAUGCUGGGAAAGAGCUGAAGCGCAAGAAGAUCUACUCAGUGGAGACUAUUGCUCAGACUAUCAUUAAUGGAACGACGAAUGAUUUAGAAAGAUUACGUGCAGUCUGGAUCUGGCUUUGUGACAACAUUGAGUAUGAUGUCGAAGGAUUUCUGGGUAUCACUAAGAAAGUGUAUUCUCCCGAUGACGUCAUCAGGACGGGUAAAGCAAUCUGCAGUGGAUACGCCGGUGUCUGCUUACAACUCUGCAAUGUGGUGGACAUUGAAUGCAGGGAGGUGAGCGGCUAUGGAAAAGGCAUUGGAUAUGAACCUGGUCAGAAGUGCCAGGGAACCAAUCACGCUUGGAAUGCAGUGAACCUCGGGGGACACUGGCACCUACUGGAUUCAUGCUGGGGGGCUGGAACUAGCGACAUGGACCAGAGAGUCUUCAAUAAGUGCUAUAAUGAAUUCUACUUUCUGACCGACCCAGAGAAAUUCAUUAAUGACCACUAUCCAGCGGAGGAGAAGUGGCAGCUGCUGGAGAGACCCGUAAGCCUGAAAGAGUUUGAAAAAAGAGUGUCUAAAUCUGCUCAGUUCUACCGUUUAGGGUUAACACUCAUCCACCCUAAACAGUGCUCACUGGAUACAGAGAAUGGUGAGGCUACAAUAUCAAUGGGACUUUCUGAGCCGGCGGACUUCACCUACACAAUCUAUCAGUGCAAUGGUUCUAAAAAGACGGAGCUGAGCAUAUCUCGAGGACUGCUGACCAUCACUAAGUCCAGCAUGAAGCUCCGAGUGAUUCCUCCUACCGCAGGGUCGUUUGAAGUCGAGCUUUUUGCACGCGCAGCGGGCGUCGCAGGGUCGUACAGUCACCUGUGCUCGUUUCUGCUGAAGUGUGCUAAACCCAAGCCUUUUGAGGAUCUUCCAGAAAACCCUUCCCUGUGCUGGGGGAUCAGUCCAGAUGGUUAUGCUCGGGGGCUCAGGUCCUGUGAGUACGGAGGUGAAGUUAUUGAGCUGAGGUCCGGGAGGUUUGAACUGGUUCUGCAGACGGCUCGGCCACUUAGGGUGAUCUGUAGCCUCAGUCAUAAGGACUUGGACGGGACUCUGGCUAAGAGAUGUGUGGCUUCACAAGCAGAGGCAGAUAAACUUACUUGUUCUGUCCUCUGUCCUUACACUGGUUACUACACACUGUCUGUGUACGUCAGGGACUAUGAGAGUGGUAAUGGUAACCAUAAAAGUGCUGCUAGCUUUCUCCUUCAUUGCACCAGCAACCCAGUCAAUCUCAACGAGCUUUUCCCACCUGAUCUGAGCAGCAAAUGUGGGCCUGGACUCACCACCACUGAGGCUGGUCUUUCCCAGUUUAGCCACACAGGGGCAAUAGUGACCGCACAGCAGGGCAAGUGCAACAUCACCUUCCAGAACCAGCAAGAUAUAUCAUUACAUGCCGUUUUGUCCAAAGAACAGCGCAAGCUUUCCACAUACCCUCUAUCACGCUACAGCUUUGUAAACUACGAUGGCAGCAUGGUGACCAUCAGCAUUGCUUUGCCAGAGCCGGGUUCCUACCUGUUGCAUCUCUUUGGCAACAGCACACACCUUUGUGACUUUAUCAUCCAGAACAGUUCAGACAUUUCCUGUCCUCCUUUCCCCGGUACCUACUCAACCUGGGAGAAGGGCGGGGUUCUGCUGGAGCCUCAGUCCGGCCUGCUGGAGCCUCUGUCCUGGGUCCGGAUCCGUGUGAAGGUCGCCGGGGUCUACAGUGUUCAUGCUAAGGCUGAAGAGACGGUAGACCUGGAGCUCAAUAACAGACAAGAGUGGGAAGGGAAAGUGUUCACGGGAAAAGCGGCACAAGUACAACUUAUGGUCCGCGAGAACGAAAACUCCGUACAGAGGAUGGUCCUGAUGUACUUUGACGUGUUGAAACCCCAAAAAUAAAAUGUGAGAACAAAACAAGUAAGCGUUUACAUACAGUCAAACAGGGCUUUGUUUCCCAAAAGCAUAGUUUCUAACUACCCGAGCAACUUACAUGGUUGGAACAAUUGCA